GUACAUGUAUGUCGAGAAGAAACACUGCAGAGUGUGUGCUCUAGUUUGUAUUCUCUUACUUUUCCCAACGCAUCCCGGAAAGUAUCCUCUGAUCCAGACUCACCUACCAGAGUUCAGGGCUAAAGAAGAACGAUCACGAUGUACAUCUACAUAUAUAUGUAGCUCUUUGCACACGUCCUCUUGUGUCCUUCGCCGAUAAAAAGAGAAUAGCAAGCGGUUUUCCGAAGCAGUUAGCCAUCGCUUGCAAUCACCAGUGGAUACAUUGUGGUUGACAAAAACGUAUGUUUAUCAGGCGCUGGUAUUAUUAUUCUUUGCCGGAAAAAAGAUGGCCAAAAAUCUUAUUGUUCCCCUUGUACUGUCGGCGGUGGUGACGCUCGCGCUCCUGAUUACUGUUCAUGUUGUUCCAAAGUGGUAUGAACAGUCCCGAGUCGACAGUGAUGAAUUAGGAGUUCGCCAAAAGCUAGACACUGGAAUUUGGCGAUUUUGUCGAGAGGUGAACGUGCCGAGAGUUGGAUUCAGCAGCAGUACUUGCAAUGCGUUCGACAUCACAACACCGGAGAUAUACCGUGGCCUCCGUGCGGCUCAGGCCUUCGCCAUUAUUGCCACAGUUUUCGCAGGUCUAGGCUUGAUCCUCACCCUGAUCAUCGAGUUUGACAUUACGAAGGUUGUACUUCUGAAGCUGCCGCGCAUCUUCUUCGCUGUAUCCGGUUUUGCGAUUGCCAUUGCCGCUCUCAGCUUCGUGGCCUUCAUCAGCCAGGAUUGCGAUUUUUGCAAUUCUCGCCCUGGCUUCCAGGUCAAAAAUAAGUAUGGUGCCAGUUUCAUCAUCGCAUGGAUCACGCUAGUUCCGGCCCACGUUGCAGGCCUGCUGGCGCAUUUCCAUCAUUCUGCAAAAGCUGCUGCAGCCUAAUCAUUUACAUGCAUGGGCAAUAUAAAAUUAUUCUAGUUUCUCGCUGGGCUAGCCGUCUGUAUUGCUGUUCCAGAGGAAGGCUAUAUUUGUGCAAAAAUCUAUAGUAGGCUACUAGCGCUGAUUGUCGCGGCUACCUUUUCUGCACAUGUGCAUGUACAUUGCAUACACGUCGUGUGCAUGUACAUGUAUACGUAUACAUGUACAUGUAUACGUAUACAUGUACAUGUACAUGCACACAUGCGUGACUAUUAUACACUGUCAAGUGUUGAGUGACGGAAAAUAACGUUCAAUUUGUUCAUUGCAAACCAAUCUCUGCUGUUUCUUGUCCCAAAAUCAUUCUUUUCUACCAUUCCCUCAACUUAUGAAUACCCAGCAAUAUAUUUAAAUUUUUCUUGAUUGUUAUUCAUUAUAAUAAUUUAAUAAUUUUAAUUAACUCGGAUGGUGAGCCAAUUAAAUUAUUUUGAAAAGAUGAAGGACAAAAUGUUACGAGUUA
This is a messenger RNA of Sycon ciliatum, 1400 nucleotides long. Its product is annotated as epithelial membrane protein 2-like. The coding region runs from base 326 to 907 and encodes 193 amino acids. The record is from RefSeq and is a predicted model, not a curated record. NCBI's taxonomy places the organism in Eukaryota, Metazoa, Porifera, Calcarea, Leucosolenida, Sycettidae. Gene Ontology annotation, cellular component: membrane. The transcript is spliced from 4 exons.